AUGCCCAAAACCCCAGAGCGGCACAAGCCGCCAAAAUUUCCAGAUGUAACAUCACACGAAAACGUUGCGCUGUUCUGCAGGGAUGGCAAGGUGCUAUUACGACGCCCUACGGUGACGAAAAUGUCCCGAAUGGCUAUGAAUGAACGAUUAAAUCGUGCCAGCGAAGUUCCUGGCGACUUGGUCAUGCCCCAACUAAACAUGCAAGGAGCCUGUGAAAUUAGUCGACCAGAGUUGAAACAACUCAGGUGCUAG
Paracoccidioides lutzii Pb01 is the source of this 252-nucleotide messenger RNA. RefSeq lists its product as hypothetical. Bases 1 to 252 code for a protein of 83 amino acids. The record is from RefSeq and is a predicted model, not a curated record. The transcript has a single exon.